Molecule: messenger RNA, 6312 nt
Organism: Aquila chrysaetos chrysaetos
Lineage: Eukaryota; Metazoa; Chordata; Aves; Accipitriformes; Accipitridae
Gene: FAM174A
Product: family with sequence similarity 174 member A
Exons: 3
Coding region: 103-537 (144 amino acids)
Source: RefSeq, a predicted model, not a curated record
GCGCUGCCAUGGCAGCGGCGGGCGCCGUCCGUAGAGCGCUUCCGCUUCCGGCGGCCAGGCCCUGCCGUGGUUAGGCCGCGCCGGGCAGGAGGGGAGGGCGACAUGUGGCGGCUGCUGUGGCCCCUGGCGGGGCUGCUGCUGGCUGCCCGUUGCGGGGAGGCUGCGGUGGCGGCCCUUCUCCCCCGGAGUGCCGCCACCGCCUCCCCGCGCCCCACGGAGGUGGCUGGUGGCGGCGCCACGCGAAGUGGCAGCCGCCUGGCCGAGGUGUCGGCGCCGCCAGAGCAGGGCCAGCCCAUGACCCAGCGCGCCCUGUCCGUGCUGGUGCUGGCCAGCGCCGCCCUCAUCGUCUACUUCGUGAUCCGGACCGUGCGGCUCAGAAGGCGACACAGAAAAACUCGAAGAUACGGAGUUUUGGAUACAAACAUAGAAAACAUGGAGCUGACCCCAUUAGAGCAAGAUGAUGAUGAUGAUACAACACUAUUUGAUGCCAAUCAUCCUCGAAGUAAGUGCUGGCAAGGAGACAUAUCUGUCCUAUGAGAUGCCCUCCUGAGGAGGAUCACUGUCCAGAAACAAUGUAUGAACCUGCAAGCCACCAGGUUGGAUGGGUUUGCCGUUCCUCAUGUGAAUUACAAAGUGUGCAGCAGAUCAUGAUAAUCCUGCCAGUGCAGAAGGCAAAGCUGGUGUGUAUGGAGAUGCCUGAAGGCCUAGUUCAUAAUCACCUGGCAGAAGUUAAGGACCCACUAUUUCCAAUAGCUUUGAUGAUUGUACAGAACAACAUUAGGCACCAGAGCAACAGAGGUAAGGCAGUGCUGCUGACAAUGUUGUAGUUGUUGCCCCAUGUUUCAAACAGGUGCUAGCUUAUCACAGGAGACAGCUACUGGAGUUCUGAUACUCAUACACGAGUGUUGUUUACAGCCAGUAGGCUUAAUGUAAGUAUGCAUUAAUCACUUCUGCUGAGACAAUGCUGUCAUUUCACUCUAUUCUUUUGAUUGUGACAGGAGGCUCCCUGUUGUAGUCACUGGAUUUCUUGUCUAUGGGCUGGCACUGUUGGAUAUGUGUCCUGAAUUCUGUGGCCCUUACACUAAAUGUUUCAGGUGGUGCAACAGACCGUGAUUAUAAUCAUGUUAAGCGUGCAGUAUCAAACUGCUGUGCUGCUCAUCCCUUGAAGGUUAGUGUUGCCUGCUUCAGGAUUGCAACAAAAGCCCAGAAAAUGCAGAUUGCUGAAUUCAACAUAACACCAGCUCCAACAACUGGCUCAGGAACGUAACCUUCUGCACCCAAAAAUUUAUGGGUACAGAAGUUGAGGGGAUCAGCCUGUAUACCUGUAAUUUUUUAACAAUGGUGGGUGUAGGCUCAAAAACUGCCAACAACUCAAAACUACUUGGACAACAACUUACUCUUUCUUUCUGACCAAGUUCUUGCAGAUUCACUAGCUGUCUCUCUUGUGCUUUACUAGAUGUCUCUUGAAGUUCUACUUGGUAAAAGCUUUGUCUUCUCUACCUCCACCUUGUAGAUCAUAGGUUGAUGCACCAUACUGGCUCAAUGAGGUUUGUGUGGACAUUGAAGGUAAAUGGCAGGCAGAGCUUAAAAACCCUACACGAUAGAUGAGAAAGGUGCCGAUGACUUGGUAGUGAGAAAAGGCCCAGAACAGACUUGCCAAACUUAGAGCAAAUCUUGUGAGUUUUGCCUUAGAUCCUGCCUUCCUCUGUCUUAAAUCUUGAUUUAGCAGUCCCUGUGUGUUUUAUUAGCGUAGGCAUGAGUGGAGAUAUACUGAUAUCUUGCCAUGUGGGAAUGUUAUUUGCAUACAGGUGAAGCUGUGUAGCCUAAAUAAACGCUUGGGAAUAAUUUGGCCUAGCAGACUGACCUCGAUGUAGUCACUCAGGCAUGUGCAAACAGGACAGUUUUGUAAGUCUUUGUCUCAUAUUUGUGACAUAUUUUUCUAAGGUGAAUGCAAUCAGGGCAACCAAGCUCAUUUCAGACAGACAUAAGCUCAAACAAACAGCAGAUAAUAACAUUUUCAUUUCAAAUCUAGAUUUGAUGUGAAGGAGUAAUCUAGGCAUGAUGGGUUUAUAUCUCAUUACAAUGUAUUUAAUUCCCUCUUAAGGAGCUCUGGGACAGAUUCUUCUACAUUCUCAACACAGUGUACUAAGAGGAGAAACAGUUUAUUUAAAAGCAGUGUACGCAUUUAACUCCAGAAUAACCACUACUCACAGCUCUGCCUUGCAAUAUUCUUACUGGGCAUUAAUAUUUAUGCUUAUUUCAAACAAACAAACUUAUCAGAGCACUUAAUCAUAUGCUAAAUUACCACAUAGGUCAACUGGACUUAAACUAUGUCUAACAUCUCUGCUCAUCUAAGAUCUUGAAGCACUGUAAAUUAUAGUAAUGGAAUUCCAGUUUGUCUGGAAAAAUCUGGUAACUGUACUAGGCUACUGGAAAGCCAUUCCCUAGGGAAGUAUGCAGGCAGAAACGAUACCCUAUUCAUGUCAAUAAAUUAUGUGUUACUUAGUAGUACUAAGCGAAAUUUGACAUACUAUAGAGCUUUGGCUCAUUCUGAAGUAGAUGUAUUUAAAUGAUAACUUACAACAUACGAAGAAUUUGCAAACCACUUUCACAUGUGUGUUGAACAACAGAUAUUCAGCAGGUUAGACGCUUUAGUGUACCAAGAAGAGGAGCACUCGUUCAACUUAAAAACGACAAUUGCAUAUUUAAUGGCAGGGUACAAUACUGAAAAUUCAACUACAUGUUUUAUUAAACAUUAUUCUUUGUUUUGUAUUAGAGUAAAAAUCAGGUUUCCCUAGGCAAUCAAAUUCCUUGAUAUCUUCAAAAAUAAAUUCACUUGCUUGAAGGUUCUUGUUUGAUAUGAGUCUGUGUUUAAGACAGAUGUAAAUCUUUACAUGCAUUCAAUAACAUCUGUUCCAAGUAAUAUUUAAUGUCACUAACUGUAAGGGGUUUUUUUGGCCUUCUUCAUGAUCAGAAGUUUGGUUUUCCCUUUUAUGCUGUUCUGCAUUUGCUGAGAGUAACUGGUUAGAGGUCUGGUUUUACACACCUCUUUUUUUUUUUAAUCUUAAAACCUUUCAAGUUGAUCUCUUAGUUGAGAAUUAAUUGUCAAUAUGUAUAAAGGCAUCAUUUCAAAUAGAAGUUCUCUGACUCUUGUUAGCUUCUCUCACGGCUUGUGCAUGUGUGUGUCCACAUUGCAUGCAAAGAAGUCAAAAAUAGUUGAAGUUACAAUAAAAGAUCAAGUGCUUAAAUGUUGGAAAGUAUCAUACAGGUUUUCUGCGUAAGAUUAAUUUAAUUCUCAGGUAUAAACAUAAUGAUAAUAUCAUUAUUACUGAAUAUAUAACAUUUUUUCCACAGGACUUUCCUUGCUUACUGCAGGGUGAAGAAACUCAAUUAAUAAAUAAAUUUUCAGUGUAUUGUUUUCCUCACAUGUUUGCAUGAUACAGGCCAUAUUCCUGAAUUCAAAUGUAUUUCUACAUAAGCAAUUAAUACUUUCCUCUUGGCUUUCCUCCAAGACACCCAUGCCAACAGUGGCUUAGACCUUCAAAUUAAUAAAAUCAAAUUGUUUUUCACAGAAACACCAAAAGUUAUUAUUCCCAUUUUACAGAUAGGGUACUGAGACUGUGAGAGACUAAAGUGUUACUAUUAUAGUAAAUCUGCUUCAGUUCAAACAGCUAGAAAUGAUUCUUCAGGGUGUUGAAGCAUUUCACAUGCUCUAAGUAUGUGUUGUUUUAUUCAUCAUUGUGUUGCAAGAACUUUUGCAGAUCAGAGCCAGAAUCUUCAUUUGAUCAUUCAGAAAAUGAGAAAUGCAUAGGGAGGGACAAAGUGGACAAAUUUUGAGUUAAAAGAUUGUUUAGUAUCAACUGGAAACUCAGUGGCAGAGCCUGGAGUAGAAUCUGUUUCUGUAGAGUGUUGUUCAAUUUUGUUUCCCUUUUUUUUCCUUUUAACCUUGUCAUAAAGUGCAUAGAUCUUUAAUCACCAUGUAUCCUUAGUUCCUCGAGUGCACUCCAUCUGGUAUGCUGAAUGAAGCAGGGUCCUUUGGGAAAAAUACAUUCUGAUUAUGUAAUUAAGGACUGUAUUGCAGUGUAUAUGCACAAGGGGGCAACUUUCUUUUGGUAUGGUUAAAGAAAAGUUAUUUAUCUUUGGAGAACUCAGCUAGUAAUCAGGAGAAAAAAAGGAGGAUGAACUUGGGAACUGUUAAAUUUGUGAUUGUUUUGGAAGGGAAUAUUUUAUUGAAGAUUCUUCUGAAGGAAGAGGGAUUUCUUUGAGGGUAAGGGAUAUGAUAUGGUGUGAAGAGAAGAAAGACCAGUCUUUGGAGUAUGCUUUCUGCAGGUUUCAGCUUCAUUCUCUAAGAGAAACUGAAUUGAUUUGCUUUCAAUAAGCUGUUACAAAGCUGGAUCUGUGAACUGCAUGAAUUAUCUAGAAUUCAAUAGUUAUUGCUCAAGGAUGACUGGGUAGAAAUUUAGUGCUUGGCAGGCUGAAAUGUUGAAGGAACCAUUUAUCUGGCAGGAGUAAAUUUUAUAUUCUGUCUGAGGAUAUGCUUUACUCCAGUUUGUAAUAGAUGCUUGUCAGCAGUCUGGCUUGCUGCGGUACAGCUAUGUGCUCUGUUUUGUAGACACCUGGUUUGUUUUAUUCCCAGCCACUUGUAUUUGGUUUUAUUCUUUACCUACAAAAUGUUUCUAAUAAGAAGGAUAAAGGUGCCUCAGGUAGAAUCAACGAUUUGCUGUGUAUGGUUCAACAUAAAUGGUUCAACAUAGAUAUAAUAACAGACCAAGAGCUUGGAAACUAAGCAGGCUAAGCAGACAAGGGAUAAUAGACAAGAAGCAGCAGUGUCUUCAUUUUACAGCUACAAGAUGUACUGUCCACUACCAACUGCCACAAACUGCAUCUGGUAGGGCAAAUCAUAAACUCUGCUAGUCUAACCACUUCUGAUCUUUCACUAAAGAAAAGUGAGAGCAGAAGCUUUCCUUUUAUUUUUCUUAUGAAAAGAUGUUACAUCCCCUUUAUUUAGAGAUGUGACAACUUUAUUUUUAAAAGGAUGUAACAACUUUAAGUUGUUAAGUUUUUAAGUAAGGUGUCUUUUCUGAACUAGGGAAAGAUACAUCCUGUCUUACUGUGUAACACAAAUUAGAUGGUUGGACUUGGUCUUCCUGUACUAAAGUAGAUUCUAUUGGAUGGCUAAUGAGUGUAGUUCUAUGUAAAUAAAUAAUGAAAUAUGAGAAUAAGAAGGGUCAUUUUUAUUCUGAAUGAGGAAUUACCUUACCAGUAAUGCCUGAACACCUAACUAACAGGAACUCUGGGGAUGAUGGAUUCCAGAGGACACUGCAGAGUUUACCCACAAUCUGUGCAAUCCCUGGGCUGGACUAAAAGAUGAGUUAGGGGACCUGCUGCUGGCCAGGGAGUGAUUGCUCCAGCAUGUCAGUCCUAAACAUAAUUAUGGAUGUUUAGGGCAAAGAGGAGGAGAAAUUAACGCACCAGAUUCCCAUUUGCAUGUCCAAGAGUAAUACUGGUUGGUCAUACUGCGUUGAAUGUGGACAGACAGGACAUUUUAGGGAGGCUGAGUCAGAGCAGCUGCAAGUGAAAAGUGCUUGCAGCAAACGGAGAGGCAGCAUUUGACUUCCCACAGUCAGAGGUCUUGAAAAGAAUUUGGAUCCCUCAGCCACACAAGGGACAAACACACUUAAUGAAUUUCAGUGCUGCUGCUUGGCUCUUCUAGGCCACAGCAGCAGCAGGAAGUAGUGGAUAGCCAGGAAUUAAUGUUACUGGUGACUUAAUCCUUCUGAAAGGAAGUUGAAUCCCUAAAAACAGAUGUGUAUAUAGAGCUCCACUUUGCAGAUCAACCUAAGUAUGUGGGAAAAUUAGAAUGCAUAUUUGCUAAUACUUAGUUGGAGUCGCUUCAAUGUUAAGCAGUUUAUGUUUGUUGUUUGGUAUCCAAGGUUUCCAUGCCUGAUUCAUUUCCUUCCUUUCCUUUGGUUUCAUUCUCUAUGGGAAUAAACACUUUUCCAUAUUUUUUUUCUUUUUUCCUCGUUAAAGAAAAAAUCCUUGACUUCCUGAUGCGUAAUAGCUUAGAAAUUCUAGGGAUCAUCCUUAGUCAUUUUCUUGGCCACAGGGUGGCAGCACCAAGGGUCAAGCCCCGGGGUCCCUAUUUCAAGGGGAUCACCAGGACCUGGAGGGAGGAAUAAGGAGCACCAAACCCUCCGAUGAGCCCCCAUUCAACUGUAGGACUCUCAAUACCUCCUUUUACUUUUUGUUUGGAGUCUCAAUUCUUAAGCAGAGUGCAAAUUCUGAUUUCAGGUUUGUUAACAAAUGGCAUCU